AUGAGCUAUUUGAAACCAUGCUUCCUCUAUUUGGGCACCUUUCUGGAGGAUGAGUACUUAGAUGCCAAAGAACUACACCUACUAUGGAUUGCAGAAGGCAUGGUCUUGUCGGAACACCGAAGAAAUGGGGAAACAUUACUCAAUGUUGCAGAGAGGUAUUUGGUUGAAUUAGGGCAAAGAUCUAUGGUUCAAAUGCAAGUCAAUGGAUUUUCAACCUCGUGUCGCCUUCAUCUUCAUGAUGUGAUGCGAGAUUUUUGUUUAAAGAAAGGAAGAGAAGAAGAAUUUUCUGAGGUCAUAGAUCUUCGGGGUGUCGAGAAGCCCUUGCUGGAUUCCGUUUCUCACACCAAUAAUGAUGUCUACAGAUUAGUCGUCCACAUAAAUACUAAUGUUGAAACCCCCGUUAAUGCUAACGCUAUUGUGGAGGAUUUUAAACAACUUUGUUGUCUUCUUUUUCGCAAUAGUGAUGGUGCUUGGUGUUCGAGAAAGAAAAUCAUCUGGGCUGAAGGGUUAAAUGUUAAUUACAAGACCUUCAAAUCGCUUAGAGUGCUGAAGUUUGAUAAGUAUGAUUUUGAAGGGCAAGAUUUAGCCACAGGUCUAGAGAAACUCAUCCAUUUAAGGCUUUUGUGUUUUAGAGGCUGCAAUUUCGACUUAAGUGGUCUUCCAUCAUCAAUAACCGAAUUACCAUUCCUCCAAACUCUUGAUCUACGGGUAAGCUACUUGUCGAAGAUGCCAAAUGUCUUUCUGUAUGCAUUUAACGUGAUAGAAAUGCCAAAUGUUCUUGGAAAGAUGAAAAGUUUGAGGCAUUUAUAUCUUCCUACAAGUGCAGGCAUUGAAGUAAAAGAAAAAGUUCGACUAUAUGGCUUGAGUGAGUUGGAGAGACUUGAAGGAUUCCUAAGUGAUAGAGAUGAAAUUGCUGAUCUUUAUGAACUACCGAAUCUUCGAGUACUUGAUGUGGCUGUUACUAAUAAUGAGGGCCUUUGCGCUAUCAUGAACUACAUGAACAUAAGUGGGAAAAAUUUGCCGGAGAUAUCACUUACCCUGAGUGGCGUUUUAUCCAUUGAGUCAGAACAGGGGUCUAUCCUCCUGAGAAGUCUGUUGGCAUUCGAAAACCUACAUCAUUUAAGCAAGUUUCCCCGAUAUGAAUAG
Molecule: messenger RNA, 1146 nt
Organism: Coffea arabica (coffee)
Lineage: Eukaryota; Viridiplantae; Streptophyta; Magnoliopsida; Gentianales; Rubiaceae
Product: probable disease resistance protein RXW24L
Biological process (GO): defense response to other organism
Source: RefSeq, a predicted model, not a curated record